AUUAUGCAAACAAACUUAUUUGUUUCGCGCUUCUAGACGCUAUCUAAACAUACAAGGAAAAGUGAAGAAGAUGGGACCGGGUUUAGAAAAUCUUGAAAAUGACGUCAUCAUGGAAAUGGUAGAAAUAUACGUAAACGCAAUACUAUACAAACGAAACCUCUAUCCGGAAGCAAUUUUUCGUGCCCGCAAAGCGUACAACAUUCCCGUGUACAUGUCGAUUUACAAGACUUUGAACGAGUACAUCGAGAAGACCCUUCGGGCGGCCCGUGAAUUGAAUCGGACGCACAAACUGCGGCGUUUGGAGGUGCUCAUCUACCACGACGAGGAGAAACCGAAGGAAAGUUACGUGUUCGACUUUGAUCAUAAAGGGUUUGCCCUGGAAAAAGAUCAAUGUAUGCUUGCGUUCGAGGAAGAGCUACGAUCAUCACUGCUGGCGCUAGACUCCCGGAUGAAAGAUCUGAAACCGCUCCCCGCGGACGACGAUGUGCGAUUUAAAAUUGUACUUCACACGACGGAGUCGGCGUUCGUGAAAAUCGGGACCGAUCCAAGGCUGCAGAGCUUCCCGUUCGUUAAAAACAAUGCGAUCGAAGAAGCGAUGGAAAAGUCCAAAAUACAGCUAUUGCCGGUCCAGCACACAUCUUCUGUAGGAAUACAAGUUUAUGUCGAAGAGUACAAUUAACAUAAGAAGAUUAAUGAAUAAAGUUUUU
Messenger RNA from Anopheles coustani, 707 nucleotides. It is a transcript of the gene PolZ2, whose product is annotated as DNA polymerase zeta subunit 2. Bases 71 to 679 code for a protein of 202 amino acids. The transcript has 2 exons. The record is from RefSeq and is a predicted model, not a curated record. Lineage: Eukaryota; Metazoa; Arthropoda; Insecta; Diptera; Culicidae. Gene Ontology annotation, cellular component: zeta DNA polymerase complex.